UAUUUAAAACUGAUUAAUUCAUUGUGGAUAUACCUCGCUGUCAAUCAACCAACGAAGUUCCGGUUAAAAUGAUAAUUUUUUAGUAAAUAGUCUUGAUAUUAAUCUAUUAUAUUAUAUUGUAAAUAUAAAUAUACCACGUUUCAUUUUUGUAAUACAUACCACGUUUCAAUUUUUCUUAUUUUAAAUAUUGUAUAAGUUACUCGAAGGAAUAUAAAGACUUUUACAUCCACCCUUAGAAAAAUCAUUCAUGUUUUUAUAAAUGCAAGCAGUGAUUUAUAACAAAAAUAGACAAUAUGACAACAAAAAAAAUUUGUGGUAUCGGGGCUGGUUAUGUAGGUGGACCAACGUGUAGUGUUAUUGCAUUAAAAUGUCCCGAAAUUCAAGUUACUGUCGUUGAUAAAAGUAAAGAUAGAAUAGCACAAUGGAAUUCGGAUAAAUUACCAAUUUAUGAACCCGGUUUAGAUGAAGUGGUAAAAAAUUGUCGUGGUCGAAAUUUAUUUUUUUCAACUGACAUUGAAACUGCAAUUAAAGAAGCUGAUAUUAUUUUUAUUUCCGUUAAUACACCAACAAAAACAUUUGGCAUUGGUAAAGGAAGAGCAGCCGAUUUAAAAUAUGUUGAAAGUGCUGCAAGAAUGAUUGCUGAAAUUGCAACAGAUCAUAAAAUUGUUGUGGAAAAAAGUACUGUUCCUGUACGUGCUGCUGAAAGUAUUAUGAAAAUAUUACGUGCCAAUCAUAAACCAGGCGUUUCAUAUCAGAUACUUUCUAAUCCAGAAUUUUUAGCUGAAGGAACUGCUAUUAAUGAUUUAAUUAAUGCCGAUCGAGUAUUAAUUGGAGGUGAAGAUUCUGUUGAGGGUAAAGCAGCAAUUGAGAAAUUAAGCAAAGUUUACGAGCAUUGGCUACCGCGAAAAAAUAUUAUAACGAUGAACACUUGGAGUUCUGAACUUUCAAAAUUGGCUGCAAAUGCAUUUUUAGCACAACGAAUUUCCAGUAUUAAUUCAUUAUCAGCAGUAUGUGAAGCUACUGGCGCUGAUGUUUCAGAAGUGGCACGUGCUGUUGGUCUUGAUUCACGAAUAGGUUCAAAAUUUUUACAAGCCUCAGUUGGCUUUGGUGGUUCAUGCUUCCAAAAAGAUAUUCUCAAUUUAGUUUAUAUUUGUGAAUGUUUAAAUUUACCUGAAGUUGCGGCCUAUUGGCAGCAAGUUAUUGACAUGAAUGAAUAUCAAAAAUUGAGAUUUUCCGCUAAAAUCAUUGAAUCUCUAUUUAAUACAGUUACGGAUAAGGAAAUUGCACUCUUAGGUUUCGCAUUUAAAAAAAAUACUGGUGAUACUCGUGAAUCUGCGGCAAUUCAUGUGGCAAAGGCACUAUUGGAUGAAGGUGCAAAAUUGCACAUAUACGAUCCAAAGGUUGAAGAGGCGCAAAUAAUAGAAGACUUAACUCAUCCAUAUAUAACAGUUGAACCAGAAUUGGUGAAACAAAAAAUCAGUAUUUACAAUAAUGCUUAUGAAGCAACGAAAAAUGUACACGCAAUAGUUGUAUGCACAGAAUGGGAUGAAUUUUUGGAAUUAGAUUAUAAACGAAUAUACUCAAAUAUGAUGAAACCAGCACAUAUUUUUGAUGGACGAAAGAUUUUAAAUCAUGAUGAAUUACAAAAAAUUGGAUUUAUUGUACAGACUAUUGGCAAAAAAGUAAUGAGAACUGAAAAAUCGAGAAUCUGGGGCAGUCAAACGCAAAUAUGACUUUAAAUUAGAAAAAUAGAAUUUAAAAAAAAACAACAAUUUAUUGCUCAGAUUUUUAUCUGUAUAAAUUAGGAUAAGUUUUUUUUUAAAAAAAAGACUUUUUAAAAGUAUUUUUAGUUUUAUAAAAUAUGAGAUUAAAUAUAUUUUAUUUUAAAAAUG
This is a messenger RNA of Leptopilina boulardi, 1892 nucleotides long. RefSeq names its product UDP-glucose 6-dehydrogenase (gene sgl). Gene Ontology annotation, molecular function: NAD binding; UDP-glucose 6-dehydrogenase activity. Gene Ontology annotation, biological process: glycosaminoglycan biosynthetic process. The coding region runs from base 294 to 1733 and encodes 479 amino acids. Gene Ontology annotation, cellular component: cytosol; nucleus. The record is from RefSeq and is a predicted model, not a curated record. The transcript has 6 exons. Lineage: Eukaryota; Metazoa; Arthropoda; Insecta; Hymenoptera; Figitidae.